Molecule: messenger RNA, 978 nt
Organism: Magnolia sinica
Lineage: Eukaryota; Viridiplantae; Streptophyta; Magnoliopsida; Magnoliales; Magnoliaceae
Product: reticulon-like protein B5
Exons: 6
Coding region: 171-914 (247 amino acids)
Source: RefSeq, a predicted model, not a curated record
UCCAUUCUACUUUUACCUGUUUUUCCCUGGUUUUUUGAGUUCGAAGAGAAGCAAAACAGAGAGCGAGAAAAAAAGAAAAAAAGAAAAAAAGAAAAAGAAAAAAUCAAAAGCUUCUUCAAGAAGGAAACCCUAAUCCUAACGCUAGAUUUCAUAUCUUUUUUAGGAAAAUAAUGUCGGAGCCUGUUGAAGGUACUGGUUCUGAGUCUUUGAUGGAGAAGAUCAAUGAGAAGAUUCAUCACUAUGAUGUCUCAUCUUCUUCUUCAUCAGAUUCUGAUAACGAGAAACCAUCAAUAACGAAUCGCUUGUUCGGCAGGCAGCAACCGGUGCAUGCAGUCCUUGGAGGCGGGAAAUCUGCUGAUAUUAUACUGUGGAGAAACAAGCAGAUAUCAGCUGGCAUACUAAUCAGUGCGACUACUAUUUGGCUUCUCUUUGAAUGGCUUGGCUAUCACUUGCUGACUUUUGUUUGCCAUGCUCUGAUGCUUUCUUUGGGGAUAUUGUUCUGCUGGUCCGGGGCCUCUAGCGCCAUAAAUAAGGCUCCUCCAAAAUUUCCCGAGGUUGUCUUACCUGAAGACCUGUUUGUGAGCAUUGCACUGUCAUUAAGAUUUGAAAUUAACCGAGCUUUUGCAACUUUUCGCAAUGUGGCUGCUGGAAGGGACUUGAAGAAACUUCUUAUGGUGGUGACAGGCUUGUGGAUUCUCUCUGUAGUCGGCAGCUGGUUCACAUUCUUGACCCUCUUCUAUUUAGUGUUUGUGAUUCUGCACACGGUACCAGUCCUCUAUGAGAAGCAUGAGGACCUCGUCGAUACCUUUGCUAAGAAGGCGAUGGUUGAAAUCAACAAGCAGUAUGCAGUGUUGGACGCCAAGGUGCUCCGGAAGCUCCCAAUGGGGCCAUUCAAGGUCAAGAAGCAGCAUUGAGAGAUGCAACCAAAAGAUUAAAAAAGUAGAAUAGGUACUCGUUUUCAAAGAUUUCACUAGCUGG